AAAAAGACUCAAAAGGGGGAGGUUUCCAAAAAUAAAAUUGCCCGUCCUAUCCAGAGCCAGGCAGUGCAAGAGGCAAAGGAGAAGGUGCUUGGAGCUGUCUGCAAAGAAUACCACGCACUCUGACAGCCACUGAGAGAAAACGCACUCUGACAGCCACUGAGAGAAAACGAAGGGAGAACUCUAAGGCAGGGAACUGUUGCUCCUGGUUCAGGAACUGUUGCUCCUGGCUCAGGAAGAUUUGUGCUGUUGCUCCUUUGGGCCUUGCUUUUUCAUCUAGAUAAAAGGCAUUACUGAAGCCUCUUUUGGAUGUACCUGAAGAUGUGAUUGGCUCUGCAAUGCACCAGAGGGAUUUAGCUGAGGGGACUUUUCUCCAAAGUCCAAUUGUAUUUGGUGUAUGACUCUAUUAAUCUGACAAGAGUUUUCCUCUUGGAUGGAAACCAUGAGGAGUUCCUGGAACAGUUUUCUCCCAUUAACUAUAGCACUUUUUGUGGGGGUUGUGGACUGUCAGAGAGACCUUGCUGGGCGGCUGGAUCCAUAUCCUUCUUUCAGGACAGAUGCUGGAAACAGGGAGAUGACACAGUUAAGGUUUCAGCAGAACCAAGGCAGGUUUGGACCAAGAACUAAGGUGCACAGUUUGUUCCAGGUACAUGAUUCUUCUUCUACAUUGGAUCAUGUUCCUGUAACUCCUCAGAUAAAUGCUGCAGCUAAUGCCCGGAUGAGAAUUCCAGCAGGAAGGGAACUUCGAAAACAAAAUUCUGCUCCCACAGCCCACAAACUCCCAACUCUCACCAGUGUGAGAUCUCAGAGCAUCAAUCCCAGAAGGAACACUGGUGUUCUGAGUACAGGUCCAAGCUGGACUUUCCAGCAGAGAACACCAUCCGUGAAUCUUGUUCGGAAUGGACCACGAACACGAGCAGCCCCACAAGUGCAGACUGCCAGAGGCCGGUUGGUAGGACCAAAUGUCUGUGGGGGACAAUGCUGCUCAGGAUGGACAACGGCUCCUAGAACAAAUCGAUGUAUUAAACCUGUAUGUGACCCUCCAUGCCAAAACAAAGGAUCCUGUAGCCGUCCCCAGCUUUGUAUUUGCCGCUCAGGCUUCAGAGGAUCCAGGUGUGAAGAGGUGAUUCCAGAAGAAGAAUAUCAUCCUCCUGGCCUUGCAACUGCUUUUCAGCCUCCGGCAGGUUCCCUUCCAAAGAGAAUAAACGGUGCAGAAAAAAGAGAGCCACGACUAUCUAUCAUACAGAAGCUACCAGCUGGGGUUCAAAACAGAAGCAGCUCCCUUGUUACUUCUCAGUCAUAUACUGGAACAUCGCGCACAGUCCGACGCUAUCCAGCUGUAAAUCAUGAUCAUCUAACUUCCAAUAUACUUCCCAAUGGGAAUGGAUUUGAACAGAGCAGUACUGGGCCACAAAUGGUAUAUCAGGAACCUGUUUUGUCUCCUUGGGGAGCAGACCUGACUGAAAAAAUCAGGAAGAUAAAAAUAGUGUUCACUCCAACAAUCUGUAAACAAACAUGUCACAAUGGUCACUGCUACAAUAAUUGUGAGAAAGGAGACACUACCACCCUAUAUAGCCAGAGCGGACAUGACCACGACCCCAAAUCUGGUUUCCGUAUUUAUUUCUGCCAGAUUCCAUGUUUAAAUGGAGGGCGUUGCGUGGGCAGGGAUGAAUGUUGGUGCCCAUCGAACUCUACAGGAAAGUUUUGCCAUCUACCAGCUUUAAAAGCAGAAAGGAAACAAAUUCCAAAUAGCCUGGCAAGCAGCUCUGUGAAGCAUUCUAUGUAUACCCUUCCUCUGUCCAAUCAACUUGCUUCAAUGUACCCUUCCCUGGUGAAUGUGCAUAUUAACCAUCCCCCAGAAGCCACCGUGCAGAUCCAUCAGGUGGCGAGAGUGAAGAGUGACUCAGAGCAAUCAGAAGAGAACAGUGUGGAAAGUGUACAAACACCCCAGCUUCCAAUGGCCUCCCAUUACAAUAAUAAUGCCACCCCAAACAACAAUGUUGAAAGCAACCAGCAACAGAGGUCCCAGGGCUUCUUGGGAAAAUGUUACCUGGAGACAGUACAUGGAAAGUGUGCUGAUCCGUUGUCUGGUCUGGCAAGGUAUGAGGAUUGCUGUGGAAGUGUGGGGGCCUUUUGGGGUCUCAGCAGAUGCAUUCCAUGCCCAGUGAAACCAGCUUAUCCAACAAUAGAAAAUGGACAUGUUGAAUGCCCACAAGGAUACAAGAAACUGAAUCAGAGUCAUUGUCAAGAUAUUAAUGAAUGUACAAUUCAAGGCAUAUGUAAAAAUGCAGAAUGCAUGAACACCCGAGGCAGCUUCAUCUGUACUUGUAAGCCUGGUACUAUGUUGGACCCAUCACGCAGUCACUGUAUUUCGGACAAGGCAGUUUCAACAGAACAAGGGUCAUGCUAUCGCUCUGUGAUAAGAGGAAUAUGUACACUGCCACUUAAUCAGCGGAUCACCAAACAGAUCUGCUGCUGUAGUCGUGUUGGCCAAGGAUGGGGGAGAAACUGUGAGAUUUGCCCAUUGUUGGGCUCUGAAACUUUUAAGGAAAUCUGCCCAGCAGGACAUGGCUACACUUACGCUAACUCAGACAUUCGGAUGUCCUUGAGGAAAGCAGAAGUUGAUGAGCUGCCCUCAUUCAGCUCACAGGAGCAAAGGGGACCUGGACCUGGUGAACAAAUAUCUAACGGGACAGUUAGACAGAAGGAAGUGCAGGAAGUCUUAAAAGGUGGUGUCAUAGAUAUUUUUCCUCCAACUGACAUACCAGCAAGAAAAGCUGAAUCCCCAGAAGAUCAGGAUACAGAUGAUGCUACCCAAGAAACUGAUACUAAUCCAGAGAUAAAUCUAUGUUCCUCUUCACCUGAUAUGUGUGGGCCAGGCACUUGUGUGAACUUUCCUGAAGGAUAUACCUGCUUGUGUUAUACUGGUUAUCAACAACAUCCUAGUCACACUUAUUGCAUUGAUAUUGAUGAAUGCGAGAGAAAUCCAUGUGAUGGGAAGGGUUACUGUGUCAACACUGAAGGCUCUUAUUCUUGUAUCUGUUUCACUGGGUAUAGCAUUCUCACUUCACAAAACAUGCAAACAUGUCAGGAUCUAAAUGAGUGUGACCAGUCAGAUGUGUGCCAUGGAGGGCAGUGCAUCAACAUACCUGGCUCGUAUCACUGUGAGUGCAAAAUAGGUUACUUCCUGAAUCACAAAGGACAGUGUGAAGAUAUUGAUGAAUGUACAACCUAUAACAUCUGUCCCAGAGGACGCUGCAUCAACACUGAGGGCUCCUUUUCUUGUGUGGUUUGUGAUAAUGGCUAUAUUGCAUCAAUGGAUGGAAGAACAUGUGAAGAUAUUGAUGAGUGCAAUUCACACAUGGCCUGCCCACAGGGAAUUUGCAUUAAUACACCAGGCUCCUUCACUUGCCAAACUUGUGAAAUAGGCUAUGUUCUCUCAUCUAACAGACAGUCUUGUGAAGACAGUAAUGAAUGUGAAUACCCAAACAUUUACUGUUUAGGAGGAGAGUGCUUAAACACACCAGGAUCCUACACGUGUCAUUGUAAGCUAGGAUUUGAACUUUUCAAUGGGACCACAUGUGAAGAUCAGAAUGAAUGUCUGGACAGUGGCAUCUGCAGUCCCAACGGCAAAUGCCUAAACAGUCAUGGAUCUUAUUUCUGCAUUUGUGCUCUUGGCUUUUCAAAUGCGGCUGGUGGAGUCAGCUGCCAGGAUGUGGAUGAAUGUGCUGAUCAGACCCGGUGUUUGCACGGUCAGUGCAUCAAUACAGAAGGAUCCUACAGCUGCUUAUGUCAAACUGGCUUCCAGCAUUUGCAGGAAACAGAUGACUGUGUAGAUGUGGAUGAAUGUGAAGAAUUUGGGGCUACUGCUUGUGGCAUAUGGCAAUGCCAGAAUACCUUGGGUUCAUUCCACUGCAUUAUGCGAUGUCCUCCCGGCUUCCAUCGCACACCAUUUGGUGAAUGCAUUGAUAUUGAUGAAUGUGCCAAUGAGACCCUGUGUGGAAGCCAUGGUUUCUGUGACAACACUGUUGGGUCAUUCCAUUGCUUGUGUGACCGUGGCUAUACAAAUUCCCCUUCAAACCAUGAUUGCAUUGAUGUGAAUGAAUGUGAGCUGAUGAUUGCAGUGUGUGGGACUGCACUUUGUGAAAACGUAGAAGGAGCCUUCUUGUGCCUGUGUCCAAGUGACCAUGAGGAGUAUGACACAGAAACUGGGGAAUGUCGCCCUCGAUCAGGCAUAGGGGAACCUAGAAGGCCUGUAUUUUUACAUCCAGAUAAUACAGAGCGGAAGGAGUGCUAUUAUCACAUCAGUGAUGUCCCAUUGUGUGAUAGUGUCUUAGCCAAUAACACCACAAAGGAGGAAUGCUGUUGCACAGAAGGAGCAGCCUGGGGAGAUAAUUGUGAAACAUAUCUGUGCCCAGUCAUUGGCUCAGUGGAAUAUAUUGAAAUUUGCCCCAGUGGGAAGGGCUAUAUUCCUGUAGAAGGAACACUGAUUUUUGGACAGACAUCUUAUACAGAUGCCAAUGAAUGUGAAAUGUUUGGCUCCGAGGUCUGUCAUAAUGGACAUUGUGUGAACACAGUGCCUGGAUACACCUGCUUCUGCCAUGUUGGAUAUUUCUAUCACUCCAGCCAGUUCGCAUGUGUUGAUCUUGAUGAGUGUGAAAAUGAAGAGGUCUGUACAAAUGGCAAAUGCCUGAACACAGCUGGUUCUUACCACUGCUUCUGUAGCCUUCCCCUGGUUCUGGAUGUAAUCCACAAUCGCUGUGUCAACGUUUCCAACAGUGCAGAUAAUCCGGAUGAACCUGACAGUGAAUUAGAAAUUUGUUGGCAGAAGGUCUCAACAAGCUAUGUUUGUAGUGAACCAUUGCUGGGACGACAAACAACAUAUUCAGAGUGCUGUUGCCAUUAUGGAGAGGCUUGGAGUCGGGACUGUGCAGUCUGCCCUCCAAGGUCCUCUGAUGAUUUUUAUCAGCUGUGCAAUAUAGCAAAUGAGGCUGGACUCCAAGAAAGGCCAAGCUAUGAGUAUGGGUCAAAUCGAGACAGUCAUCAAUAUGAGCUUUAUAUCCCUGAUCUGGAGCCCUAUCUGAAUCGUUUGGAUGAGGAUGGAGCAACUGAUACCAACGGAGAAGAAAACAAUGCAUUUGAGGAUAAGGCAACACCACAAAGACAACAGGUCCACCCAGAUCAGACACACCCUCGCUACAUGCCUGAGCACAUUGAGCAGUACAGCAGCUUUGAAGGGCUACAAGUAGAAGAGUGUGGAAUUCUUACUGGCUGUGAAAAUGGACGCUGCGUACGUGUUCAGGAAGGUUACACUUGUGAUUGCUUUGAUGGCUUCCAAUUAGAUUUGAAGCUCAUGGCCUGUGUCGAUAUCAAUGAGUGUGAAGCAGCAAAUGCCUCCAUGAUUCUUUGUAAAGGUAAUGCCUGUGAAAACACAGAGGGCUCCUAUCGCUGCACUUGCUCACCUGGCAGUGCAGCUUUAGUGGAGACUCACUGCAUUCCAGAGACUGCACAAAAUCCAGAGGCUGCAUAACUACAAAAGAAGAGUUAAAGUGGAGGCAACAUUUUCAGCCGUUUGCUUCAAGUACUGGAACUCUGUGCAGUCAGAAAAGUGUUUCAGGGAACUCAGCAGCUUUAAAACAUUUUACUUCCCAGAAAGCAAAGACUCAGCAUAUGGAUCUGUUCAAUUACAGUAUUUCAGCCAGUGUAAGCACUCAGGGCCCAAUCUUCAUAUACUGUAUGUGCAUUUGAUAAAUGAUCACGCCAUUUUUAUCACAGAUUUUUGGCCUUGUUACUAAUUGCAUUGGAUAGACCAGCAGUACACUCCCUCUUUCUUGUUCACCUUUUGUUUCUUUGUUUAUAUCAUAAGUGAACAAUUUGUGCCCCCAGAAUUAUUCUCACAAGGCUUUACCACUUUAUUGUACCAAUUUCUCACUUAUCCCAUGUCAUCUUACAUUUCUUUACUAUUCAUAGAAUGCUGCUUCCUAAAUUUACUUAUAAUCCUUACUCUAACCUUUUCAGAAAUAGUCUGAACUUUGUAUACAAAAUGGGCAUGUCCUCCUCACAGCUACUAAUGCAUUAUGUCCUCUUUUUAGCAUGACUGAAGGAAAUUCGCAUUCCACAGAUAACAGACAUUUGGCUUCCAAAUGAAUCCAGCCAAAAAUCUAUAUAAUCUUCUCUUAAAGUUAUCCUUAUUAGCAAAUAAAAAGACACAUCCAAGCCCAGAACACAUUUUGCCCUGCAGAGUUAGAGCAACUAUAGUUUCAUUGUGGCUUGGACUUCAUUGGUAUUUUUUGGGCUUUCUGUUCACCAAAAGCCAUGGACAUCCAACUGCACCUUCUGUGAUUGCUGGCAUGUUACUUUGGGAAGUGGGAAAAAUUAUAGCUCUUUAGUUUUAAAAAGUAAUGCAGAGCUUUCCAUUGGAAAAAAUACGUGUUAAAUAAAUGUGUUUUUUUUUAUAUUGUGCCUAAUGGUUUAUAGACUGGGGCUGGUCAU
Molecule: messenger RNA, 6489 nt
Organism: Notechis scutatus (mainland tiger snake)
Lineage: Eukaryota; Metazoa; Chordata; Lepidosauria; Squamata; Elapidae
Gene: LTBP2
Product: latent transforming growth factor beta binding protein 2
Molecular function (GO): calcium ion binding
Source: RefSeq, a predicted model, not a curated record